AGUCCAGGCGUCUAGCCCGUCAUUUCCUUUAGCGAGAGCAGUGCAACGGACGUAGUUUUUCCUACGCUCCUCGGAUAUCUCAGCAUGAAGGACGUGAAGAGCGAGCGAGAGAGGGGGAACCGGCGAAAGCACCGGGACGAGGACAUAGUGGCGGCGACGGCGGCGGUGGUGGUGAAGCAGGAGCGCCUCAGCCCGGAGGCCGCUCCUCCCGUCCACCGCCGUCCGGACUCCUCCGGCGGUAGUGCGUCCCCACCGGCCGGCGAGCCGGGACGUCCUGGUCACCGCGGGAACCGAGCCCGAGCACGUAGUCGAUCCCCAGCCAAAAAGAAAAAGUCCUCAGGGAGAAGAAGCAAGUCUCCUCGAAGUAACAGAAGCCGAAGUCCUCACCACUCAACAGUCAAAGUGAAGCUGGAACGGGAGGAUCAUCCUCCCCGGAGAGGACGGGAGGAUCGGCAGCACCGGGAAGCAUCAGGACAGGAACACAGGCGAGCCAGGAACAGUGACCGAGACAGGCACAGGGGCCAUUCCCACCAGAGGCUAACGUCUAACGAGAGGCCUGGGAGUGGGCAGGCUCAGGGCCGGGACCGAAACCUUCAGAACCUACAGCCUCAGGAAGCAGAGCGGGAGUUUUAUAACGCCCGACGGCGGGAGCAUCGCCAGAAGAAUGAAGUUACUGCCAGCAGUAAUGAGUCUCAGGAGCUGGUUCCUCGAACUGGUGGCAACAACAAAGAUAAAGAGGUGCCCGCGAAGGAAAAGCCAAGCUUUGAACUUUCUGGGGCACUUCUUGAGGACACCAACACCUUCCGGGGUGUAGUCAUUAAAUAUAGCGAGCCCCCAGAAGCACGGAUCCCCAAAAAACGGUGGCGUCUCUACCCCUUUAAAAACGAUGAGGUGCUUCCAGUCAUGUACAUCCAUCGUCAGAGCGCCUACCUGCUGGGGCGCCACCGCCGCAUCGCCGACAUUCCAAUCGAUCACCCCUCGUGUUCAAAGCAGCACGCGGUCUUUCAGUAUCGGCUUGUAGAAUACACCCGUGCUGAUGGGACAGUUGGCCGCAGAGUGAGGCCCUACAUCAUUGACCUUGGUUCAGGCAAUGGAACAUUCUUGAACAACAAGCGCAUUGAGCCACAGAGAUACUACGAACUGAAGGAAAAAGAUGUACUUAAAUUUGGGUUCAGCAGCAGAGAGUAUGUUCUGCUUCAUGAGUCCUCUGACACCUCUGAAGUAGACAGGAAAGAAGAUGAGGAUGAAGAGGAAGAGGAGGAAGUAUCCGACAGCUAGCAAACUCGGAAGAGCCCAGACUCUGGAGAGACCGUUCUUUCCUCGAAGGCUUUGGGACUGACUCAGAGAGCACCGCGGUGGGCUCUGUAAUGCCUUUUACUGCCUUAAGUUUCCUCGGUGGCUGACCAGCUUACAUCAGUGUAAGAAAACCGACUUAUGUUUGGUUGAACUUUUUUCUGUGGCACAUCAGCCACAUGCCUGUGGACAUACGUUUUCAGAACAGUCUCACCAACACAUUGUGUUUCGUAGAAGCGCUGUGGCUUUAGGUGGUGCUUCCAGAACUGCUGCCUAGGAAAUAAUAAACCCUUGGUUAAAGGGGAAUUGUGGCUUGUUCUCUUUGUACAGUUACUUUAUUUAUCACUUUGUGGACUGGGUUUUGUUUUUGGUUCUGGGGCAAACCCCUUAACAGAAUCUUACUAAGCUUUGGUUAUCACCAGAACAGCCUCCAGUAUAUACCAAAGCUUUGAUCUGGUUGAGCUCUUGAGUCACAGUUUGAUUUUGCACUUCUUUUUUGGGAGGUGGGAAUUGACCACAUGACCUCAUUAUUGACUAUUGGAUUUAAACAGAUGCUUUAUGGAGGCUGAUUAAGCAUGUGACUGUACAGGAAGAUCAUGACUACUGCCAGUGGGUGCUGAUUUCAUGUCACAAAAGGCUGAAAUGUGUCGAGGAUGUGUUUUCUGUGAAAGAAUUCUGAUUUCUCCAUGGAGCAUGUACAUAACAAUUUUGAUCAUCUUACCUGUUCUUCAACUUUGCAUUUUUAAUCAAAUGUUAUCUCUUCCUCUUUUUUUUAAAAGAUUUUAUUGGGGAAGGGGAACAGGACUUUAUUGGAGAAUAGUGUGUACUUCCAGGACGUUUUUUUUUUUUUUCCAAGUCAAGUUGUUGUCCUUUC
Molecule: messenger RNA, 2167 nt
Organism: Rhinolophus ferrumequinum (greater horseshoe bat)
Lineage: Eukaryota; Metazoa; Chordata; Mammalia; Chiroptera; Rhinolophidae
Gene: SNIP1
Product: Smad nuclear interacting protein 1
Exons: 4
Coding region: 85-1278 (397 amino acids)
Biological process (GO): miRNA processing
Cellular component (GO): nucleus
Molecular function (GO): protein binding; mRNA binding
Source: RefSeq, a predicted model, not a curated record